This is a messenger RNA of Amphiprion ocellaris (clown anemonefish), 5496 nucleotides long. RefSeq names its product zinc finger protein 276 (gene znf276). Bases 190 to 2058 code for a protein of 622 amino acids. The transcript is spliced from 12 exons. Gene Ontology annotation, biological process: regulation of transcription by RNA polymerase II. NCBI's taxonomy places the organism in Eukaryota, Metazoa, Chordata, Actinopteri, Pomacentridae. The record is from RefSeq and is a predicted model, not a curated record. Gene Ontology annotation, cellular component: nucleus. Gene Ontology annotation, molecular function: transcription coregulator activity; zinc ion binding.
UUUCUGUCUCGUAGCGGUUCCGGGUUCUAAUGUUUACAUCGCUGUAGCUCCACAGCUUCUUCUUCGGACUAAUGAAACCUUCUUUUAUCCUAAAAACAACAUGUUCUCAGAGGUUUAGGAUCUGUAAACACUCACGAGACGCAGGCGGCAGGAUUCCCUUCAGCUGCUGACGCUCUAAACAGACAAACCAUGAAGAAGAAAAGCAGACGUCCGAGGUCAGCAGAGGCAUUGUGUCAGACCGGCGGGACGCAGACGACGGCGGAUGUCGGCGGGGAGAAGAGGCCGUCUGGAAACAGAGGAAGACCUCGGAAGACUGUUGCCGUAACGACGGACGGUUUCUAUGGAGACGCCGCUGCAAAUGACAAGACGGCAAACUCAGACUUCAGCAGGACAACGGCCGACGACGCCCAGAAACAUCCAGAGAACAAAUCCAGGACGGCAGCAGGUCGGCUGUCCACCGCCGUCUGUCGGCUCUGUCAUGGGAAGUUCUCCCCUCGCAGCCUGCGUCACGCCUUCAUCACGUGGCCUCAGGACUCCCUGGACGUGGUGGACGAGGAGUCGGACGGCGCCGCUCAGUCGCCGCUGCUCUUCCACUCGGACUUCCAGCGACUCGUCGGCGUCCAGCUGGACCGAGACCCUCGACUGUCAGAGUUCAUCUGCAAGAAAUGUCACGCCAAGUUCUACAAGUGCCACAGCAUCCUGGUCCGCUUCCUGCAGAGAGUCAACCUGCCGGCCGUCGGGAAGGAGAAGCUGAAGAACUCGAAGAAUGUAAAAUGUCCAGAGUCCCCAGUGAACCACAUUUCAGCAGCGCUGCCGUCCUUCACCUCCGACCCUCAGUGCCUCCACGGCCUGGUGUCCUGGGCCCACCGCCACGGGGAGGCCUGCCGCUCCUGCCCCGACCUGAAGGAGGUGCUGGAGGGCCGGUGCUGGGGCUCGGUGAGGGCCGUGUGGGGCUGUGUGGACGGACACCGCUACGUCAUGGAGGCUCAGUGCAGCGCCGCCUCUGGUCCCGGUUUAACGGUGAACCUGGGAGGAAACGGUGACGCUUCAGAGGAAGAGGAGGAGGAAGAGGAGGAGCCGGGAGGAAACAGCAGAAGCUCAGCAGGAAGUCACCUGGUCCAGAACAGUCCAGCUGCAGCUCAGAUCCAGAGCUCAGCGCUGGACGACUGGACCGCAAUCACGCAAGACUUUGCAGUUCAUGAGGAUCCUUUAUCUCCUGCAGCAGCUCAACUAGAGGACAGAACAGCUGACAGCGAUCUGUCUGACAGGGUGAUGUCUGAGGAGGAGUUUGAGGACAACAGGAAAGGAGGACUGUCAGACGAGGAGAUGUUUGAACCGUAUUCAGAUAAAAGAACCCGUCAGCUGAACGUCCCCAACAAGAAAAGACGAAACCCGAAGGCCCCCGAAGAGCCCAAAGUCAGGAAGAAACCAGGACCCAAACCAGGCUGGAAGAACAAGUUCAAACCUAAAGGAGAGGAGCUUCCCAACAUCUACAAGUGUCCCUAUCAGGGCUGUACGGCGGUUUACAGAGCUCCUGACGGUCUGAAGAAACACAUCAAGGAGCAUCACGAGGAGGUGAGGGAGCGACCGUGUCCUCAUCCCGGCUGCAACAAGGUGUUCAUGAUCGACCGCUACCUGCAGAGACACGUCAAGCUCAUCCACACAGAGGAGAGGAACUACAUCUGUGAUCAGUGUGGUCAAACCUUCAAGCAGAGGAAACAUCUGUCGGUUCACCAGAUGAGACAUUCAGGAGCCAAACCUCUGCAAUGUGAGGUCUGUGGCUUCCAGUGUCGCCAGCGAGCGUCUCUGAAGUACCACAUGACCAAACACAAGGCCGAGGCCGACCUGGAGUUCGAGUGUCUGAUGUGCCGGAAGCGUUUCGAGAAGGCCCACAACCUGAACGUCCACAUGUCCAUGGUCCACCCGCUGACCCAGGCCGAGGCCCAGAGAGGCGGCAGCCAGCAGCAGCAGCAGCAGCAGCAGCAGCCGUCGUCCUACUCGGACCUCCAGACCAUCACGCUGACCGGGGAGGUAGUCCAGCAGGAGCAGGACAGGUGACGGCAGGAGCUCCAGGUGAGCCGCUCAGGUCCAUGAACCCGGAUCAUUCCAGAUGAAUCCGCUUUAUCUAAGGACUUCCUCUGCAGCGCGACCUGAACGGAUGCAGCUGCUGUUUCUACGAGCUGAAAAUAACGCUCAGCUGCUCGGCUUUUAACCCUCCUGUUGUCCUCGUUUACAGGCACCAAAAAAUAUAGUUUCCUUGUCUGUAAAAAAUCCAAAAAUUCAGCAAGAAAAUUUCAAACUUUUCAAACUUUAAAACGGGUCAGUUUUGACCCGCAGGACGACACGAGGGUUAAACCGUAGCUUUCCUGUGUUUUUAAAGUUGGAAUCCUCAAGAUUUCAGUCAGAAAAAUGUCAGAAAUACAGCAAAAGAAGAAAGUUAAGUCUGGAUUUUCUUUACAUACACAGAUGCAAAGCAGAACAUAAUUGAAUAAAUAUCUUUAUUUAUUAAUAAUACAGAUUCCGCAGUAACCUGGGCUGUACACACAAACAACAGAACACCACUAACUGGAUUUACUGAGAUCAAAAAACAUUAUUUGGAAACCACUAGACUCCAGCAGCUGAUAAUCAGAAAAUAUGAAUACUGAAGAUAUGUCUAGAAUGACACAAAAACAGUCUAAAAUGACUUUAAAAUGAUCCAAAAUUUUGACAUUUUCAGUAUGAAAAACAUUUUUUGAUAGAUUUUAAAUAAUUUUUCACUAAUCUCAAGUGGUUUUGGAGUUUUUCUUUGACCUUUUCGACUUUCAUUUAAUCAUUUGGAACAUUUUUUGCAAUUUCUGACAUUUUUAAAAUAAUCUUGCAAAUAAUUGGCCAAAUUCUAAGUUGUCGACUGAAUCAUUCAGAACCGACUUUAAGUCAUUUUGAACAUCUCUCAUUUUGGACAAUAUCUGAAUACAAAACGUGAAAUUCUCAGGAGGAAAAACACGUUUGAGUUCUGGUAAAAACUGACACCAGAUCAGUUUUACAUCCAUCCAGGAGUCACAGUCUGAAGACAGAUUAGGUUGUUUGACGUCACGCUGCACCACCGUUCGGUCGUAGUUUGCUGCCGUUAUUCAAGUUUGUCCGACUGGGAAAAGAAAACAGGAAGCACAUGUUUGAAUUUUGAGAUUUAACCACUUUUCACACAGUUCAAAGCCAAAAAUCUGAAUUAUUUAUAUUCUGCAGCCUUAAAAGCAGCUGCAACCAACUGAAUGUAUGUUUUGGUUGUUAAAUGACUGAACUCAAACAUUAAAAAAUGAGCUGAAAUGUAAAUUUUUUUCCCAAAAUAUAAGAAAUCCUGCUGCUGUUGUUUGUGAGCGUCACUGAUUAGCCGACUGAUGGAUUCAUAGAGCAAAAGAACAUUAAAUUAGUGCCCAAAUAUCCAACUAAAAUUAAUCAUUUUUCUACUAUUGCUGUUGUUGGUUAAGAAGUUAAACAAAUUCAAGGUUUUUGCUGCUACUUAAAGCUCAGCUGCUCAGAAAACCUCUAAAAUGACCUCUCUCUUGGUUUUAGCUGCAUUUUUUCAUGACAAAUGCACCGUUAUUUCUGUGUUUCACAAUAAAAGCCUCCCUAUGUUUUACCAGUGCUUUUAUUGUGAAGCAGCAGGAAAUGUGUUGAUUUCCAGACUAUAAACACAAUUGUUGGUGACUGUAGGUGAGAAAUCUUAAGGAUUCUAACUUGACGUGGUGCCUGCUACAGAUGUGACGUAGAGAUGAGUUUAUGCUUCCUGUCCACUGUCCGGUACGGUGGCCUGGAGAGCUCAAAACACUCUCAGCUUCAUGAAACACAUGAAGGGAAAACAUCUUCACCGGUUUCACAUCAAACACAAGAAAAUACAGCUCAAAACACUGCAGAAGAAAUAUUUCAGGAGACGCUAGAGAUGAAGGAACACAGUGAAGACGUGUUUGUUGUUGAUUACUGAAGUCAACCGUCCCAAAAUGAGCUGUAAUAUAAAGAUUUCUAGCAAGUAUAAAAAUGUUAUUUCAUAUUUCUGUACUGGUUUUUAGAGCUACACUGAUUAUCCAACUAAAAGUGGAGUUAAAUUAGUGUCAAAGUCAUUUGUCAAGCCAAAAUUCUAGGCUUUAGGUUCUCAAAUUUGAGAAACUGCUGCUUUUCUUUGCCUCAGAUUCAGUUAAAUGUGAUAUUUUUGAGGCCAAACAGAGCAAAAACACAAGAAAAUACAGUAAAUAAUUCCACCAAGUAGAACAGACUCCAGCAGAAAUAUUUCAGGAGACACUAAAAGCCAAAUAAUACAGCGAGGACAUGCUUGUUUGUUAAAUUACUGUAUUUGACUGUCUGAAAAUUAACUAAAAUAUGUAUUUUUUUAUAAUUAGUGUAAAAUAUUGCUGCUGUUAACCCUGCAGCAAUUCAACUAAUCCAAAAGAAAGAUGAUUAUCAUUUAAAAGUCUUUUUUCCAGCAAAAAAAUCUUUAAAUUUAGUAGUUGUGAGUUCUCAGAUUUGAGAAUUUGCUGCUUUUCUUUGCCUCGGCUUCAGUUAAAUCUGAUAUUUUUUAGUUUUUUCCUUCCGCUAACUUCUGUUUCCUCGUGUUGUCGUUCCAUCUUUGUUACUUAAACGCACCUCGAAGUGUUGAGGAGGCUUCUGGAGGCGCUUGACAUGAGUAUGUCCUAGAAAUGCUGCGCUAAUUUCACAUUAAACACACAACUAAAUAGCAAUAAACACAAGUAAACAGAACAAAUAAUGCUGCUGAGUAGAAAAGACGACAACCGAAAUAUUUCAGGACACGUUUUUUCUUUACCAACUGUCCCAAAAUAAGCUAAAUAUUUUUUGACACAAUUUAUUGUUUGAAAAGUAAUUUUUCAAGAAUAAAAAUCCUUAAACGUGGUGGUUUUAAGUUCUCAGAUGUGAGAAUUUGCCACUUUUCUCUGUCUCAGAUUCAGUUAAUCAGAUAUUUUUCUGAUUUUAUUCUGUAAAAUAGAUUUAAUUUAUUCUCUUUAUGCUAAAUUAAACUGUGAGGGACAUUUAAUACAGGUUUGAUUUGACAGAUGUGAGACACAGCUGUGCUCAUAAAUAACCGUCGUGGAGAAUUUCUUAUUUUUGCAACUUGGAAACUAAGAUGCGAGGAAAAGACGUCAGCAAAACAAAAAGUUAUUCCAAAGCAUGAUCAGUGUCUGCUGUGGAAUCGGUGGAGAUGUUUCCUCUGCAGUGUGUUGGCCUCUCUGGGCUUCCGUACUUUGAUCUAUAUGAACAUUUUAUCUGCUGGCUGAAGGUAUUUACAUCUAUAACCCACAUUAAUGCAGCUCUCAGUCAGUUCAGAGCUCUUAUAGCUGUGCAGGACAUGCAGUUUUCUAGUUUUAUGGAGUGUUUUUAUUAAGUUAUUUCUACGUUCUCUCCUCUCUGUACUGUAGCAGUGAAAGGGCUUCACCUGUACAUUUGUGUAAUAAAGUGUGUAUUCUGUGUAAAAAGACGUGUAAAUAAAAUGUGGAAGGUUUUUUUUACUAA